Molecule: messenger RNA, 1126 nt
Organism: Aspergillus homomorphus CBS 101889
Lineage: Eukaryota; Fungi; Ascomycota; Eurotiomycetes; Eurotiales; Aspergillaceae
Exons: 1
Coding region: 213-800 (195 amino acids)
Source: RefSeq, a predicted model, not a curated record
AGACAAUUAAAGAGAGGAUUGAAGAGACGGACAAGGCUGACUGACACUGACCAUCAUCACCUCAUCAGCAUGCGGGACCAUUCCUGUAUCGCUUAUAUUUAAUUCUCGGACCCCCCUUCCCCCUUUACUUCCCAGAACAUCAAUCUCACUCCUACCAAGUCCUUUCACUCGCACAAGAUUAACCAAUCAUCUGCCUCCACCUUCCAACCACCAUGUUCGCAGUAGCCCCUAAUCGCGUCCUCAAUGUGGAUUUUACCAGCUGGACGGGCAAGCAUUUGGAAGUCACCGAGGGGGACUCCUCCAGCCCCAACAAGACUCUCGUCUAUGCUGCCGACCUCAAUUUCCGCAAGCCACACAUGGUCUUUCAAGCCACAGGCAGCGCUCGUCUACCCGCCACAGUCAAUUUCCAUGCCUUCUCGCGCGCCAUCGAUGUCAACAUCAACGGCCACGAGAUCGCCUUCAAGCCGAAGGGGAUGCUCAAGUAUGAAGCCCCGUUCGAGUCUCCGGCCCUCGGUGGGAAAGUGCUGAGAUGGAAGAACCCGAAAUAUUCGAACCCCUCAUACCUCGAGUGCUCCGAUGAACAUGAUACCGUGAUCGCCAAAUUCGUUCCGAGCAGUGCCUGGAAACUGACCAAGGCAGGCCACCUCGAGCUCGAUGGGCGCUUACCGACUGGGCCUCUCACCGAUGAGGUGGUCGUCACCGGGCUAGCUCUGGCCUACUACAUUAUGGUGCAGACCAGAGGCGCCAGUGGAGCCUCGGCCGCUGCUGCCUCGUCGGUGGUAGUCGCGACUUCAGUGUGAUGAUUAUCCUCUUGUUUGAUAUUGGCGUUUCGUGUGUGCUGUUGAAUUUCUAGCGGAUCAUGAUCAUAUUAUACCUUUCUGUUCGUUCUUGGUUAUUCCUGAAUCAUUUUGUCAUUUAUACGGGAUCAUAGACAUGUACUGUACCCCCGGUCUUAUCAAUCUCUUAUUCAAAGCCGAAUCUGCGGUGCAUGAGAAUUGGACGUGGAUGCCUGAGGAGGAUAGCUCGACACCUGAGGCUACAACAAAGACAGAAGGCAAGAGUCUGAAAGGACAAGGCGGACCCGGGUGGCAGUAAAAACAUACCACGUCCCUUUUCUCUUUCCUUU